This is a messenger RNA of Zea mays, 1636 nucleotides long. Its product is annotated as antimicrobial peptide MBP-1. The transcript has a single exon. Lineage: Eukaryota; Viridiplantae; Streptophyta; Magnoliopsida; Poales; Poaceae. Bases 111 to 1292 code for a protein of 393 amino acids. Gene Ontology annotation, biological process: defense response to fungus. The record is from RefSeq and is marked provisional.
AUCGACCCAGCCAUCUCCUCACCCUCGUUCACCACACAGUCCGCCACUCCUUUAGUAGCUUGUGAUUUGUACGUCGACGAGAUCACUGGUCGGGUGGCGGACGACGACACAUGGGGAAGGGUAGUGUGGGUGCAUCAUGGUGGGCGUUCCUCCUGCUCGCCGGCGUGCUGCUGGUCGUAGCAGCCACGGCCGGGGCGGAGGACGGAGUGGUCGAACGGGACCGCAAGGAGGACCUGCGGUGGUGCAAGCAGGCGUGCGAGUGGCAGUACGGAAAGGACACCCCGCGGAAGAGGGAAUGCGAGAGCGAGUGCCGCGAGCGGCACCAGCAAGCUGACGCGGGCGAGGACGGCGACAGCGGCGUGGACGCCUACGUCUCCCGCUCCGGGAGGGGCGAGUGCCGGCGCCAGUGCCUGCGCCGCCACGAGGGCCAGCCGUGGGAGACCCAGGAGUGCAUGAGGCGGUGCCGCCGCCGCGGACUGGCCGUCGACAUGGAGCAAGAGUACGGUCGCGGCAGCGAGAGCGCGGGCAAGUGCCGGGAGAGGUGCGAGCGCCACCACCGCGGGGACUGGUGGGAGAGGCAGCGCUGCCUGAUGGACUGCAAGAGCCGGGAGCGGGAGGAGGAGGGCGGCAGCGGCGGCCGGCGCGGCGAGGAGGAGGAGGACAGCGGCGACCGCUGCCCUUGCGAGAAGCAGUGCGAGGGCCACCACGACCGGGAAAGCAGGCAGCAGUGCGUCCAGGCUUGCGAGCGCCGGCGACAGCAGCGCGGCGGCAGCCGUGACUCCAACGUCGACGAGGACGACAGCGACCGGCGGUGCCAGAUGAAAUGCCGGCGCCACAGCGAUCGGCAGGCGAGGCAGUGGUGCGUGCAGCGCUGCGAGCGUAAGCAACAGGAGGAGGACGCCGCCGCCGACGACGACAACAGCGGCCGGUGCCAGAAGAGAUGCCAGCACCACAGCGAUCGGCAGGCGAGGCAGUGGUGCGUGCAGCGCUGCGAGCGUAAGCAACAGGAGGACGCCGCCGCCGACGACGACGAGAACAGCGACCGGUGCCAGAAAAGAUGCCAGCAGCACAGCGACUGGAUGAAAAGGCUGCGGUGCAUGCAACGGUGCGGGCGACAGGAGGAGGGCGGCGCACGCGACGACGCUGACGACGACGCCAGCCACGGCGACCGGUGCGAGAAGAAGUGCCAGCAGCACCACCGCGACUACGACAAGCAGCAGCAGUGCGUGCGCGACUGCCGCCGCGGCCGUGGCUGGGAAACGGUGGCCGGCGCCAUCCUUGAGGUGGUGUGACGAUCGACGACGUGCAUGGCGUGGCGCAGAGCUAAUAAUAAAAGGGUAGUGUACGCUUACCGCGUACGUACGUGUCACCGGGCGUGGCACUCUCCAGUCUCCAGGGACCCAUCCACCAAGUGCUACUGCUCCUUCGUAGGGAGACGUGGGAAUAAAGAGUGGUAGCUGCAUGCGCGUACGGCGGCCAUGGCUCUCCGAUGAGAGAGCUAGCUGUGUACGUGUGUUCGUGAUGUUGUUCCAUGCAUGACAUGUAUACGUCUUGCCUAAGUACGCUUGUACUAGUUGAGAGACUGUGUAAGUGAAAUGUGCUAUAAUAAUAAAUAAGUAAAGGGCGCCUUCUCCAA